AUGAGACAUAUAAUAUGGAUGAAGUUUUUGAAGGAUUUUGAGUUUGAUCUAUUGUACCAUCUUGGUGAGGCGAAUGUAGUGGUAGAUGCUCUAAUCAAGAAAAAAAAUUCAUGUAUCUUAUAUGAUGGUCAGGAGUUUAGGUUUGAUCAAAGAGAGGCAAUUGUUAGAUAUUGGGCUCUAGAAGAUAAGGAUGUGAAGUUAAAGAGGUUGAUUCUUGAGGAAGGUCAUCAAAUUCAUUUUAGCAUGCAUUCUAGCAUGACUAAAAUGUAUCAAGAUCUCAAGGAAUCAUUCUGGUGGCCUAGGAGGAAGAGGCAUGUAGCAAAGUUCGUAGCGGCGUGUUUGACCUAUCAGAGAACUAAAGUGGAGCAUCAAAGACUUGGUGGUUUGAUGCAGUAA
Messenger RNA from Vigna umbellata (rice bean), 396 nucleotides. Lineage: Eukaryota; Viridiplantae; Streptophyta; Magnoliopsida; Fabales; Fabaceae. The record is from RefSeq and is a predicted model, not a curated record.